UGUCUGUUGUGUUCUAAUAAUGGUUUUGUUGAAGAGUUUCCGGGAAGUUUGACUCUGCGGACACAUUUCUAACUUUACCGCAGUUACACAGAUGAUGCUGAGUGGGAGUAAGAUGUUGACAUCCUGCCAGCUGUGACCUGUCCAGAUGAUCUGCUGUUCUCAUCAGGUGCCUCCACCAUGGACAGUCUAAAGGCCUACAAAAGCCUGGAUGCUCAUAAUCAGUUUGUGUGUGGCUGGGUUUGUCGUCAUGAAGAAUGAAAAUCAUGUUGUGAAAUGCAAGGUCUGCAUUUAUUCUUGAAGAAAACGCAUCACAAAAACCUGAAAAUGAGUUCAUCUGAUGAUUAUGAUGAUGAGAGUCUGCGUCAAGAAAAUGUCUCAGAGUCACCUGAACGCAGCUUUGUGUCUCUGAAGAGUGACCGGUCAAUGGAUUAUCCAAUAAAAUUUGGACAAUCACACACACGCAUCAUGAAAAGUGAAAGUUCCUGCUCGUCUGGGCCCAGCAUUCAGUCGAUGAGGAGUGACAGAUCAAUGGAUUAUCCAAUAAAGUUUCCACAUGGAGAGAAAGAAAGAGACAAACCUGACGUGUCUCAUCCUUCCACGGGGCAGCUGGACGAUGGAGUCAAGCAACUGAGCCCAGAUUAUCCAGCGAUGGAGGAUAAGGAGCAUCAGAGCAGGACAGGAGAAUUGGAGCCUGUGUCACAAAGUUUCAAAUCCAAACUCCGGAAGAAAUUUUUAUUGAUUAAUGAGGGAAUCCCAAUGUAUGGAAACGUAAGACUUCUGAAUGAAAUCUACACAAACCUCUAUAUCACAUCAGAUUGUGAGAGUGGAUGUGUCAAUGAAGAACAUGAGGUCAGAUAUAUAGAAAUGGCACACAGGAGAUUACCAACAGAAGAGUCCAUCAAUUGUAAUGACAUAUUUAAACCCUUACCUGGAGAUGAGAAACCCAUCAGAACUGUGCUAACAGAAGGCAUUGCUGGAAUCGGGAAAACGGUCUCUGUGCAGAAGUUUGUUCUGGACUGGGCUGACGGAAAAGCGAAUCAUGAUUUGGACUUCAUUUUCCCCUUUAACUUUAGGGAGCUAAAUUUUAUGAAGGGAAAAAAGCUCAGUGUGUUGGAGCUUCUCCAUCGUUUUUUCCCAGAAACCAAAGAACUUAAAGCAGACGAUCAUCGCAACAAAAUCAUGUUCAUUUUUGAUGGCCUGGACGAGUCUCGUUUUACUCUUGAUUUUCUAAACAGCAAAAAGUUGACUGAUCUAACAAAGUCUGCUUCAGUAGAGGUGCUGUUAACAAAUAUUAUUAGCGGGAAUCUGCUUCCAUCUGCAUUCCUCUGGAUAACAUCUCGACCGGCAGCAUCCAGUCAGAUUCCUCCUACUUAUAUUGACAGAAUAACAGAGGUACGAGGGUUCCUUGACCCUCAGAAAGAUGAGUACUUCCAAAAAAGAAUCGGUGAUCGAAUCCUGGCAAAUAAAAUCAUCGCACACCUGAAGUCAUCACGAAGUCUUUAUAUUAUGUGCCACAUCCCAGUCUUCUGUUGGAUGGCAGCGACUGUUUUUGAGGGAAUUUUCAGUGCAGCAGAAACUGGAGAGGUCCCCAAGACCCUGACUCAAAUGUUCACACAUUUCCUGAUCUUACAGAUCAAACGUAUAUCCCCAAAGUACAAAAAACGUGAAAUGGGUCCUGGAGAGAUUGCAGACAUUGUACUAAAACUGGGAAAGCUGGCAUUCCAGCAGCUGGAGAAAGGAAACCUGAUCUUCUAUGAGGAGGACAUCACUGGAUGUGACAUUGAUGUCCAAGAGGCCACGGUGUACUCUGGAGUUUGCACCCAGAUCUUUAUUGAGGAAGUCGCUUUGCAUCUGGGGAAGGUGUACAGCUUUGUACAUCUGAGUGUUCAGGAGCACCUUGCUGCUGUGUAUGCAUUUCUCUCCUGUAUCAAUGGAAAUCUCUCAGAACAACAAACUCCUCGAACCUUUGGCCUCUCCAGCAAGGCAACACUGUUAGACCUUCUAAAGGCAGCAGUAGACAAGGCCUUAGAGAGUAAGAAUGGACACCUGAACCUUUUCCUUCGUUUCCUGAUGGGUCUCUCACUGGAGUCCAAUUCAGUUCUCUUACAAGAUCUGAUGACAGAGACAGGACGCAGUUCUCUGAGCACAAAUGCUGCUGUCACUCAAAAGGAAAUAACCAAAUACAUCAAGGAGAAGAUUGGAAAGAAUACAGUACUAUGCAAAUCCAUCAAUCUGUUCCAUUGUCUGAAUGAACUGAACGACCAGUCUCUGGUACAGGAAGUUCAAAAUUUAUUGAGUAAAACAGAAGAUAAUUGCCUCCAUGGAGUCAGACUUUCAUCAGUUCAGUGGUCAGCUCUGGCUUUCUUCUUGCUGAACUCAGAAGAGGUGCUGAAACAGUUUGUCCUCAAGAAAUAUGCAGCAUCAGAGCACUGUUUGCGGAAACUGUCCUCAGCGGUCACAGCAUCUAGAAAAGCUCUGCUGUGUGAUUGUAAUCUCACAAAGAACAGUUGUGAAAUUCUGGCCAAAGCUCUCAGCUCAGACUAUUCAUGUCUGCAAGAGCUGGACGUGAGUGAAAAUAAAUUACAGGAUUCAGGAUUCAGACUGCUUUCUACUGGGCUGAAGAGUCCAAAAUGUAAAUUGGAGGUCCUCAGACUUGGUGAUUGUGGUCUCACAGAGAAAAGCUGUGCGCUUCUCGCUUCAGUUCUUACCUCUGAGUCGACACGUCUGAAGGAGCUGCGUCUCAGCCGCAAUAAACUGCAGGAUUCGGGAGUGGAGCAGCUUUCAGACGCCCUGAAGAACCCACACUGUAAACUAGAGAUACUGAGCUUGUCUGAAUGUGGCAUUACACAGGAAGGUGGCGCUCAUCUGAUUUCAGCUCUGAUCUCAAACCCCUCUCACCUCAGAGAACUGGAUCUGGGCCGGAAUAAAAUCGGAGACCCGGGCAUAAAAUUAAUCUCUGAUUUCCUGAAGAACGAACACUGCAAACUGGAGACAUUAAAGUUGCACGAUUGUAACGUUACAGAAGAAGGCUGUGUCUCUCUCACUGCAGCUCUGAGUCCAGAUUCACACCUGAGAGAGCUCGAUCUGCGCUCGAAUCAUUUAGGAGAACGGGGACUGAAGCUGCUCUCUGAUAUAAAGAAGGAUGGAAAGUACAAACUGGAGACGUUGGAGCUGGGGGAUCCCUGGUGUAAGGAUGAAGUCUCGUGGAGAUAACAGCUCACACUGUUACCACAUUCUCACACUUUCUCAGUCAUCCAUCAUUCCUGACACACCUGCUUUGGACUUUCCAGCUUUUUUGGCAGAUGAGAAAUCUAGCUAAUUUUUUCACCUUUAAUCAAAUUACUAAUCAGGCAAACUUAGGUGUUUAAGUGGUGUUUAUUGUUGGCAUCUAAAUCAACAGAACGCCUUUAGAAUCAUAAAGAAGCUAGAAAUGGAGCAAAUACAAUACAGCUAUCGUAUAAAACCUCACGACUGAUUGUGCUGUUGGUUGUAGAUUUGUGUGUGUAUUGCGAGUGAGAGGGUUUGAGUCAUAGGCAGGCCUGGAAUUUCGUCAUUUUAGGGGCGAGGCAACUCGGCCUUUUGUGCUGUCAAUUUUUUGAGGGCACCAAGGCCAUAAAAUAAAACGAUAAUUUUAAGUUCACGUCUAUAACAAAUUUAAUUUAAGGACUAAUGACUCUUCUGAGGAAGAUUGGAGUCUCAGUCGAAACUAUCAAGCAGGUAAAGAAACAUCUACACUAUUAUGUCUGAAGAUAAGAAAAUAUUGAACAUGUCUAAACUUAUCAAUCCAUCACUCACUUCAAAAAUUGUAAAACUUAUUAAACCUAUAUCCUCCCAUAAUUUUUGCUCAAUUGACACCGAAUGUGCAAGAGCAUCUUCAGACUGUACUACUACGCAGAUUUUUGAUUCAUCAAAAUUGAGCCUGGAGUUCAUCAAACAGGGAUGUGAUUUUUCCGCGAAUUUGCGGAAUUCCGCUUUUUUUCACCUCAAAAUUUGAAAAAAAUUUUCAGUUUUUUCGCUCAAAAAUCCGCAUUCGUAUCCUAUUCGUUCCGACUUUCAGUAAUUCCGUCAUUGAGAUGAAACGAGGUACGUGAUUGGCCCAUCGCUCUGUAACAACCAGUGAACGCGCUUGUUAGAUAGCUGUACGUAAGCUCGCUUCAAACAAAGAGUUGAAAGAUGGCAGCCUCCGUGAUCGAGCGUAAAGAUGCAAAUCGAGUUAAAGAAAUCGACAGAAUAGUGAAAAACAAGUUCCGCUGGGAAUGGUUGGAGAAAGAGGUUGCUACAGACGUUGGACAUGAGACUGUGAGACAUUUGUUCAGCGAUUUCGUUCGGAAGAUCGAUCGUGCUGGGAAGGCUCUUUGCACGUGGUGCAACGAUACCAUGGACUAUGGUGGUAGAGGAUUCAAAGCCCUGGAAAGCCACACAAACAAUAAAUAAAUCCUUAAGUGAGUGAACACUGUAGUUAUGAUUAUCCUUAAGUGAGUGAACACUGCAAUAAGUUGUGAAUAUUCUUAAAGGUCUGAUGACACGAACAUGACUCUAUGCAAUUUCUUAAACUAUACAACAUGGCAAACAUGUUAGAUUUCUGUUAUAAUUACGUGAAAAGAAGCUGUUGUUACGCGAAUAUCCAACUUUUAAUUGCACAGCGCAAGAAAACUGGGUCCGUGGCUCGCGGCCAUGUUGUGACGUCAGCGGAAGAACACGCUGCGGUUCACUGGCUGUUCUACUCUGGUUCUACUCAAUGGAAAUGGCGCAUGAAAACGCUGGUGAACUCUCUAGUGCUAGCUCUUCCUCUUCUGGGAGUCUAGAAUUGUGUUGAUCUCUUCCGAAUAGAAUCUAUGAUGGCCUACCCUCUUUACCCUUUGCCUCUCGUUGCUAGGCGGCAGUUACAUGAAAGCCGCAAGCUUUCACAAGCAAAUACAUGACUGAUAUCACGCCGACUUUAUGAUUACAUUUAUGAUUAUCAUGUAGAAUCUAUAGCUCUACGUACCUUUAUCUUAUGUCGUUUCACAACACAUGUUCUGACAGGAGGACUGUCUUUGGAGGAGUCACCUUGUCCCAGGCGACUGCUGGAUCCGGCAUAGCUACUAGUAGACCCCCUCCGGAAUACUGUAGGCAGUGUUGCCAGAUACUGUUCAAAACCCACCAAAAUGCACUUGAAACCACCCAAUCUGGCAACACUGACUGUAGGCACUGCUGAUGGUAGUAACACACGUUUGUGCUGAACUGAACACCCAAGAGAUUCUUUUAAGCUGGGAAGGGUGUCAAAACAAUCCAAAUCGACACUUCUUAACACACACUGCGUCCUUUAUUUUUAUUAACAAGUAUUUAACAAGGAGUUGCUGUGUUAGCCACAGCUCGCGCUUCCUAAUAGCCCAUAAAAACAGCGCCAACUCAACUUCCUGCCUCAACCCCCGCACUCACUCUCGCGCACCCACACCUAAACUCCACCCCCCAGUUUCCCUAAAAGGCAUAUAACAUAAGAAACUCAACAGGUAACAGAACACAACACAGGUUAUCACAAUACAUAUAUAAAAUAAUGUAUAAUAAAAAUACUAAUAAUGACAAACUGAACACCUGUCGCAUCAACAACAAACUGGUAAGUGAGGAGGAAGAUUCUUUUGCUGAUGUCAUAUAGCCCCUCCUCCUCAUUCGUCUCCUGGGUGCUGCAGCCCCGUCAAAUUUGCCCAAAUAGCCGCGUUUUUUAUCAUAACUUGUAAAAUAGGCGCCUUCGUGAAUUAAUAUAUGGAUCAUCGGGAAUUACUUUUUAUGUUAUAAAACAUCGCCAAAGAUGUCAAAAACGUGUCAUCAGACCUUUAAGUGAGUGAACACAGUAGUUUUGAAUAUCCUUAAGUGAGUGAACACUGUGGAGUUAUGAUUAUCCUUUGGUGAGUGAACACUAGAGUUAUGUAUAUGAAGUUGACAUUGCUAGAGUAGAAACUGCAGGAAAAAAGUGACUGAUAUGCUGGAACUGGACAUGGAUGCUAGCAUCUUUUUUCUUUGAGAGUUCCUGAAGACUUGUGGAUGAAUUCUUAUGUUGCAUCAUGUUUGUUUGAAAAGGCACAUUUAGGUAUGUUUAACUUCUACAGUAAUUGAAAGUACCGGUAUACAUUUUGUUUUUCCUUAUACAAUUUUCUAUUUAUUCUAAUGCAGAUUUAAUUUAGAAUGACAUUUUUAGGUUUCAUGUUUUGGCUUUUUGUCAGUUAAGAAUCAUUGAAUUUACUAUAGGGGCUCAGAGUUGCAUGUUGACCAUUAAAUUGGCUUGAAUUUGUUAAUCAUGACAA
Neoarius graeffei (lesser salmon catfish) is the source of this 6281-nucleotide messenger RNA. RefSeq names its product NACHT, LRR and PYD domains-containing protein 3-like. Bases 274 to 3213 code for a protein of 979 amino acids. The record is from RefSeq and is a predicted model, not a curated record. The transcript has 13 exons. Gene Ontology annotation, molecular function: protein binding. NCBI's taxonomy places the organism in Eukaryota, Metazoa, Chordata, Actinopteri, Siluriformes, Ariidae.